This is a messenger RNA of Drosophila navojoa, 1555 nucleotides long. It is a transcript of the gene TwdlF, whose product is annotated as TweedleF. Gene Ontology annotation, molecular function: structural constituent of chitin-based larval cuticle. Gene Ontology annotation, biological process: chitin-based cuticle development. Gene Ontology annotation, cellular component: chitin-based extracellular matrix. NCBI's taxonomy places the organism in Eukaryota, Metazoa, Arthropoda, Insecta, Diptera, Drosophilidae. The record is from RefSeq and is a predicted model, not a curated record.
CAUUGAUGUGUCGUAUUAACCAAUAAUAUUUCGCAUUAAUUCCGCAUCGCUCGUUGAAAUAUUAUGUGAUUAUACAAAUUUAAAUAUCAAGUUGGCUAUCGUUAUAUAACGGCUGACUAUGCGAGAUGCAGCUCUAAUGCGUUCAUCUGAAUAUUUCCGAAUAUGGUUCCGUGAUUUGCCAACUAUGUAGAUGGAGCUGGAGCUGGACAAUAGAUUGAAUAAUUUUAUGCCCAGCCGACAGUGAGGGAGAGCAUCUUAUAAAAACCUUUGCUAGAGAUCUGUUGAGGCAUCAGUUCAGCUCAAGCUGCUCGAGCAGAAGUUUAGUUUACCAAAAUGAAACGGUUCAGCUUUCUAGUGUGCUUGUCUUGCGUGGCGCUCGUCGUCGCUGCUCCACAAGGCUACAAAUAUCAGCAAAAUACGCCGAUUCUGCCAGUUGGCAAUCUGCGUCCGCAGACGCCGCUUUCUACCAGUGGAAUAUACAGUGUGUCUGGACAGCAGUCCCUCUCGCAACCCAUCUCACCUGUGCUUAAUAAUGUGAUUCAGGCCCCUCAGCCGGUAUCCCAGCCGCAGGUCUUCCAGCAGUCGCAGCAGCAACAGUUUGUGCCCUCCAUUCCUGUUCAGCCUCAGCAGCAGCAGCAGCAGCAGCAACAGCAACAGCAGUUUGUGCAGAACUAUCAGCAGCAGCAGGUCCUGAAUCCGCCACAGCCACAGAUUGUGUCUCCACCCCAGAUUGUUUCUCAGCCCCAACAGCAGUUCGUGCAGUCGCAGUACGUGCAGCGUCCCUCGAUCGUGACAAAAGACAUCUACAUUCACUCAGCUCCCGAUGACACUGAGGAGCUGCAGUCAUCUCCGCAAUUGGAUAACACGCCCAUUCGCAAGAAUUACCGCAUUGUUUUCAUCAAGGCACCCACACAGAAUCUGAAGCACACGGCUGCAGUCUUGAAGCGCGCCCAGGCCAGCAACGAGGAGAAGACCGUCAUCUAUGUGCUGUCCAAGAAGCCCGAUAUCAAUGAGAUCCACCAGCAUCUGCAGCUGGCCCAAACCGAGCCAAAGGUACACAAACCAGAGGUUUACUUCAUCAAGUACAAGACCUCCGAGGAGGCUCAGCGGGCCCAGCAGGAAAUUCAAGCGCAAUACGACGCUUUGGGCGGUGCCACACACAUUUCCGAUGAGGGUGUGGCCCCCAUCACCAGCUUCUCGGGCACUGGCUCCCUCAACCUGGGCAACAUUGUCCCCCAGUCCAUCCAGCAGCAGCGCCAGCAACUUCAUCAUACGCAGACCCAGACAAUUGUCCAAAACAGUCAGGGAAUCCUAAGCCAAAGCAUCCAGCAGCCGAACUCAUUUGUGCCAUCGAUCGGCGGGGGUAACAUUGGACUCCAGGGCGGUCUACAGACCCCCUCGGUGUCAACGAACUUUGGCGUCAACGUGCCAUCCAAGCGCUACAUCCCAGCCAAAACUAAAUAAGCAGCCCCAACGCAUUUCAUGUAUUCAGCUUAAAGAAUCCCUCGAUUGUAGUUUAUUCUAAUUUAUUGUCAAUUCAAUAUUCACAUCAAAA